Molecule: messenger RNA, 1394 nt
Organism: Cydia fagiglandana
Lineage: Eukaryota; Metazoa; Arthropoda; Insecta; Lepidoptera; Tortricidae
Gene: Achi
Product: iroquois-class homeodomain protein IRX-5-like
Exons: 7
Coding region: 323-1387 (354 amino acids)
Biological process (GO): regulation of transcription by RNA polymerase II
Molecular function (GO): RNA polymerase II cis-regulatory region sequence-specific DNA binding
Source: RefSeq, a predicted model, not a curated record
UAAUCAACCACGCUUUGUUUUGACAUUUAAUACUCCAACUGUCACCGAAGCGUUGCCGUGCGAGCGAGCACGAUAUACGAAUCCGUGUAAGUUAGAUAAGGAUAGCGGCGCGGCGGCGCUGUGGCUUCCCGCCGUCCCCCGUACGACAGUCGCGCUCAGUUCGUUUUGCUUUGCUUGCUGUGCGUAGUUCAAGGAAGAAUUAUUUUGUUUGAACGUUAUACAAUCGGUUAUUCGUGACUUUUGGACUGUUGGUGAACUUUGUUAGUGAUAUACGUGUGAUUGAGUGUAAAAAACAAUAUUCGGAUGGAUUGAGUGUGUAACGAUGUUACCUCCUACGGCCGGCAUAGCACAAGAGCAACGCGACCGGCCCGAAAUGGCGUAUCAGCAGCGUCGCGACGUUAGGGAGCUGACCCGGGAGAUCAUAAGGGAUGCUGCUCGAGCGGCCAACAGACAGCAGUCAAUGUCGCCUGGAGCUCGAGACCGUUUCCCGUCCACAUCAUCCACGGAUGACAACGAGAGCGGCACCGACGGCGAGGCCGACCGCUCGCGUCGCGCCAGCAUUGUCCUAGGUCAACCCGGCCCGCCGCCCGGCAUCGUAUCCAUUCGGAAGCGGCGCGGCAAUCUGCCCAAACACUCCGUCAAGAUAUUAAAGAGAUGGCUGUACGACCACAGAUACAACGCGUACCCGAGCGACGCGGAGAAACUCACGCUCAGCCAAGAAGCCAAUCUCACUGUGCUGCAAGUAUGCAACUGGUUCAUAAACGCCCGCCGCCGCAUCCUGCCGGAGAUGAUAAGACGCGAGGGCCACGACCCUCUCCACUACACUAUAUCACGUCGCGGCAAGAAGCAGCCAGGAACACCCACUGCCGGCUCCUCUGGACAACAGGUCGCUUGGGACACUGUCGAACUGGAGAUUCAAAACGAGGGCGAGCGCCGCGAGGGAGAAUACGCCGAGGGCGACGGACUUCUCGUCUACCGUAGCGACGGCGAAUUGGGAGAAGAGGGAUAUUCGUCGUCCGCCGUUAGCGAGGAGGAGGUCAAAUACGACCCCUCCGUGUGGCAGAGCGUGAUACGUUACGGGCCGGAGGACGCACACCCGGCUACAAGAGGCACUGCAGCGGUAGUCACUGUCACAACGUCAGAGGAAGAAGAGCAGGCGGCCGAGGCGGCGCGCGCCAGCGGAGCAGGAACGGGGGGAGGAGGAGGCUGGCACCCGCAGCUGGCGCACCUGCCGCAGCUGCCGCACCCGCUGCGCACGCGCAGGCUGCAGGUGGUCCCCAGCUCAUCAGAGGGCGAGCGAGACAAGUUCAAGUGUCUCUAUCUGCUGGUUGAGACGGCCGUCGCGGUCCGCCAACGCGAGAAAGAGCAGGAAGAGGUGCCUGUCUAGUGCGCAG